AUGAAAUAUGCAAAUAUAGCAAGAUACUUUACAUUAGGAGCAUACGGAACACAAUUAUUAACAGCUCCAAUAUGGGGUAUAGGUGAUGAUGGGCCGAAUAGAGAUAUACCAAUUAAAUUGUGUGAUGUUACAAGUCUUACAUCGCUGUUUACUAUGCCGUUUACUUCUAUGUUUGCCUUUGGUUAUACGUAUCGAAAAGGUUUCAAUGCUCGUGUUGCUGCAGUACCACUCAUUCCACUUGCAACAUUGGUCACCUCAUUAUCUAUAGUUCGUCCUUAUCUUGAAACACGUUACUCUUCUAAAAAUACCAAGGGUACAUUCAGUUUUGGUCGUAGACACACCAAGUCUCACACCAUUUGCAGAAGAUGUGGAAACAGAAGCUAUCACAUCCAAAAGAAGACUUGCUCUGGUUGUGGAUAUCCAGCUGCCAAGAUCAGAAAAUACAACUGGUCCGUUAAGGCCAUCAGAAGAAAGACCACCGGUACUGGUAGAUGCGCUCAUCUCCGUGAAGUCCAAAAGAGAUUCAACAGUGGUUUCAAGCAAGGUGGGUAA
Molecule: messenger RNA, 552 nt
Organism: Cavenderia fasciculata
Lineage: Eukaryota; Evosea; Eumycetozoa; Acytosteliales; Cavenderiaceae
Gene: rpl37
Product: ribosomal protein L37
Exons: 4
Coding region: 1-552 (183 amino acids)
Biological process (GO): translation
Cellular component (GO): ribosome; cytosolic large ribosomal subunit
Molecular function (GO): structural constituent of ribosome; RNA binding
Source: RefSeq, a predicted model, not a curated record